Penicillium taxi is the source of this 300-nucleotide messenger RNA. Its product is annotated as ankyrin repeat domain-containing protein. Gene Ontology annotation, molecular function: protein binding. The record is from RefSeq and is a predicted model, not a curated record. The coding region runs from base 1 to 300 and encodes 99 amino acids. NCBI's taxonomy places the organism in Eukaryota, Fungi, Ascomycota, Eurotiomycetes, Eurotiales, Aspergillaceae. The transcript has a single exon.
AUGCUACUCGACGUUCACGCUGAUGUCAAUGCCCAGGGUGGAUGUUAUGGCAAUGCCCUCUAUGCCGCUGCAUAUGGAGAAAGUACUGAGAUAGUGCGGAUGCUACUCGACGCUCACGCUGACGUUAAUGCUCAGGGUGGAGAGUACGGGUCCCCUCUUUUGGCGUCUGUCCAUAGAGGCAAUGUUGAUCAAGUUCAAAUUCUUCUAAAUGCCGGUGCAGAAUUUUUAAUAGCAGAUGAACUCGGCCAAACUCCUCUUCAUGCUGCAGCCUCGAGAAACGUGCUCCAAAGUAUCUAUUAA